AUGGCGAAUGGCGGCGGAAAGCAAGAUAAAGGAGAGGGGGGAGAUGCCAACGCCCCUGCGGUCGCUGGGGACAACCCACUACUUGAUCGCCCUUCAGAUAAUCAUCAGACAUCGGAGGGAGGGGAGAAUGCAGAUGACAACGAAGGAGGCUGGACACAACUGCCUCCACCAAGACAAAUGGCGCCAGUUUUUAGAGCUGAACUAAGAAUGAGGGGUCCUCCGCUCAGACCGCCAGUGAGAGGACCUUGGAUGGAAACGGGACCUAAUGUUUCUGGAGGUCAGCCUACUUUCGGACCCAGGUUUAACAUGGGCCCUCCAUUCAAUCGACCUUCAUUCGAGGGAGGACCCGGACCUAUGUUCGAAAGACCUCCAUUCAAUCGCAUGCCUUUUGAUGGGCCUAGACCACCGUUUGAUGGUAUGAGACCGCCAUUCGAUGGGCCACGACCUCCCUUCGACGGUCCUAGGCCGCCAUUUGAUGGUCCAAGACCACCAUUUGACGGCCCAAGGCCCUUGCUCGAUGGACCACGGCCGCACUUUGACGGUCCAAAAUCACGACCUCCCUUCGAUGGACCCAGACCGCAUUUUGAUGGGCCGCGCCCACCUUUCGACGGUCCCCGGCCACGCUUUGAUGGCCCUCGUCCCCACUUUGAAGGUUCUAGACCACUUCUUGAUGGUCCUAGGCCACCCUUUAAUGGACCAAGGCCACCGUUUGACGGACCUCGGCCACCAUUUGAUGGUCCCAGACCAUAUGACGGAUUCGAAGGAGACAGGCCUUUCGAUGGACCUAGAUUUGAUGGUCCUCCCGAAUUCUUUGAUAGAAAUAGGAGAUUCGAUGACAGAGAACAAUUUGAUCGGAGCUGGAAUAGAGACCGAGAUAGAGAAUGGGAUAGAAGGAACGAUUGGGAUGACAGAAGAAGAGAUAGAAGAAGUACAGGUAAUCCUGAUAAUGAAGAUAGGUUUAGGGAAAGAAAUGAUAGACGAAGAAAUCAUGACGAUAGAGGAAAACAACGCGAAGAUAGGUCCUCUAGAAGAGAUAAAGAUAGAAAGUCUAGGUGGGGCGCCGCAGAUGAAACCGAAAAUCAGACUUCAGAACAAAGUACAAAAGAACAAGCAGAUGCUCAAAGCAGUAGUGUAGAAGCUAGUCAGAUUGAGCAGUUAACUGAAAAUGAAAGGAGUACCUCAAAGGAAGCAAUUGACGUACCAAGUGAAAUAAAAGAUAUAGAAACAUCUGUCAUUUCCACAGAAGAUAAUGAUAGUAACGUAGAUAACAACGCGCCUACUAGACAAAACAAUGAUACAACCAUAUCAAAUGGUUGCAAUGAUGUUCAAAGCAACGCGUCUAAAGAUGAGGAAACAAAUUCUUAUAGUAGUAAUAUUAUAUGUGAUAGUGAAUUAGUGCAAGAUAAAAAUGACGUCAUUAAUCUUUAUGAUACAACGGAUUCUGUAGAUACAAGUUUUUCAAAUGCACAAAAAGACAUAGAAGCACGUAACGAGGAAAUUGUCGUACCAGAGACUAACGACAAAAAUGACGACAUUUUCAAUGAAAAACCCUUUCAACAUGUAACGAGUGAGCCAAUAGAAGGAAAAACAGAAAACGAAGCGGUAGAAAAUAAGGAGGGUGAUGUCUGA
This is a messenger RNA of Leptosia nina, 1629 nucleotides long. NCBI's taxonomy places the organism in Eukaryota, Metazoa, Arthropoda, Insecta, Lepidoptera, Pieridae. The record is from the annotation of a GenBank genome assembly.